CGUGCGGGAUACACCCACGAAGAACAACGGACUUGUCUUCACCGGGAUUUUUUUCGUUCUGCUCGCAUCCUCGGCCCACGCCAUGUCGUCGGCUGUCACCGAGACAGAGGAGUCAGCGCGCAGAUCCCCGCUCACACCGCUCAAGCUGGUGGGGCUGGUGUGCGUUUUCCUGGCGUUGUGCCUGGAUUUGGCCGCCGUGAUGAGUCCCGCGUGGGUGACGGCUGACGACCAGUACUACCUGUCCCUGUGGGAGUCCUGCUGGAAGCCGACGAGCACCGACAAGUGGCAGUGCAACACCACGCUAAACUCAGACUGGCAAGUUGCCACACUGGCGCUGUUGCUAGGAGGCGGAGCCUUGGUGCUCCUGUCAUUCCUGGUGGCUCUGGUGGCCGUGUGCAUCGGCACCAGACGGCGAUUCUACAGGCCUGUCGCAUUCAUGCUCUUUGCUACAGUGGUCCUGCAGGCCUGCAGCUUGGUGCUCUAUCCCAUCAAGUUCAUUGAGAGCAUCAACCUGAAGAUUUACCACGAGUUCAACUGGGGCUACGGCCUGGCCUGGGGCGGGACCAUCUUCGCUUUCGGCGGUGGCGUCCUCUACUGCCUCAACCCCAAGAGCUACGAGGAGUACUACUAGCUCCCAUUCACCAUGCUAGGGAGAGGCCUUCGAGAAAGCGGGAGAUGUGAUGGGGGAGGUUUGAUCCACAUGAAUUACUCAUUUCCCAAGAGCUCUUAGAGACUAGUGUACACAAGUUCACACUGUAGCCUCUAUUGUCAUGUCAGCGGAGAGCCGAGCCAUCAGGAAAGGUGAGCAUGGAACUUAUCCCCCAACAUACGUAAUCAAUAACAGAAAAGAGAAAAUCUGUACAGAAUGACCAUCCUCAUCCUCAUAAAUGGACUUCCAGGAAGUUCCUCUCUGUCAAUCUAUUGACUCUUGUUUCAGUCACCGUAGCAACCUUGCAGGGUACACGCGCAGAGCCGGUACGAUUUGAUGUGCUCUCAUCUCCCGUAAAGUCGGUCAGAUUGUCAUAAAACAGUGAACACGUUCAUUGAAAGCCGUUGUGAUAAUUAAAUCAGCAGGUACGUUUGUCUAGAAGAAAACUGGAUAUUGUCUGGUAGACAGCUUAGUAUUUUUGUGCUUAGUGUGAAAAUUUUGAGAACCAAUGAAUGGGCAAAAGAAGACAACACACAAAUAUAGGGCUGUGCAAUUAAUCAAAAUGUAAUUACAAUUACAAUUAUUACACUCCAAGAUUGUAAAAUUGACAUAAUCAUUAAAAAACAUGAUCAAAAUGCAUUAAUAUGCAACAAAACAAUACUUGAAUUUAUUCAUUUGCAACUUUUUUUUAAUUAAAAAAAAAAAAAAAGUUUCAUAAAUUCAGUUCAGUCCAAAAUAUGGGUUUCAAAGAAAUGUAUUUAUUUUUUAAAUGUUUAAACAUUUUGUUGUUUUGCACAAAUGAUCGUUUGAAUAAUUGUGGUUACAAUCAAAAUAAUCGUAAUUAAUAUUUUUUUCAUAAUCGAUCAGCCUCACACAAAUAUAUUGACUUCCAAAACAUGUCGAAACUAUUAAAUUGAAAUGACAUCAAACAACACUACAGUAGGUGUGAUUCCAUUUUUUUGUUUUAUGCAGCUACUCGGGAUGACAGUCAUUCUCCGUAAGCGAUACCUCAUAUCAUGACAUCGUCCUUCUCACCUGACCUUCAUCACUUUUGAGCGAUGCCACAGCUCAGUGCAGGUCACGGUCAAACAGGGUGCAGUAUCACCUGAUAGGAGCUAGCUCGGAACAACUCUUGUGUGUGCUUAGCGGUGUAAUAGAUCAGCCUUAGACUCUGCCAACAGACCGUGAUGUCAAUAUGGGACAGUUUUUGUGCUAAAGAAUCUAAGUGAAUGACUGAUACAUCAAAUAUGUCUGUGUUUCCUCGUGUCUCUAAAUAAACAUUGUUUGCAGAAA
Messenger RNA from Syngnathus typhle (broad-nosed pipefish), 1942 nucleotides. RefSeq names its product transmembrane protein 47-like. Gene Ontology annotation, cellular component: cell-cell junction; membrane. The transcript is spliced from 3 exons. Gene Ontology annotation, biological process: cell-cell adhesion. The record is from RefSeq and is a predicted model, not a curated record. Lineage: Eukaryota; Metazoa; Chordata; Actinopteri; Syngnathiformes; Syngnathidae. Bases 83 to 631 code for a protein of 182 amino acids.